This is a messenger RNA of Camellia sinensis, 1214 nucleotides long. Lineage: Eukaryota; Viridiplantae; Streptophyta; Magnoliopsida; Ericales; Theaceae. The record is from RefSeq and is a predicted model, not a curated record.
UUCCAGGCACAAGUUUUAACAGAGCCAUUAAGGACGCGAAUCUGAUCCGCAAGGAGCUAUUGACGCUGAUAAAAGAGAGGAAAAUGGCUGUACAACAAAAAAACAAAGACUCGAUCAUCAUUCGAGACCUGCUGUCACACUUGCUCGUCACACCAGAUGAGGAUGGCAAGCUCAUGAAUGAUGUGGAAAUUGCUGACAAGAUCAUAGGCCAACUCAUUGCCGGCUAUGAUACUGCGUCGACUACCAUUACUUUCAUCCUCAAGUAUCUUGCUGAGCAUCCCCAUUUCUACGAUGAAGUCUUCAAAGAACAAAUGGAGAUAGCAAAAUCAAAAGAACCAGGACAAUCGCUAAAUUGGAGGGACAUCCAACAAAUGAGGUACACUUGGCAUGUAGCAUGUGAAGCAAUGAGGCUAGCACCACCUGCUCCACUAGCUUUCAAGGAGGCUUUAACCGACUUCACUUUUGCGGGUUUUACUAUUCCAAAAGGAUGGAAGACAUGUUGGAGUGUGCACUCAACUCACAAAAAUCCUGCAUUCUUCCCAAAUCCAGAGAAAUUUGAUCCAACAAGGUUUGCAGGAGAUGGACCGUUACCAUUUACUUUUGUACCGUUUGGAGGAGGACCUCGGAUGUGCCCUGGAAAAGAGUAUGCCCGAUUGGUUAUACUUGUUUUUGUGCAUAAUCUGGUGACAAGGUUCAAAUGGAGCAAGUUAAUCCCAAAUGAUAAAAUAAUAUUCAAACCAGUACCAUUUCCUGAAGGUGGCCUCCCAAUUUGCCUCCACCCUCAUAAAAAUUGAAGCCACAUUGCCACUUAGUAACUCAAUAAUAUAGGUUGGUUAUGUAUUAGCUAAUUUCUUUGCAUGAAUGUUUGUCGUUGCAUGAAUAUUUGUUGGAUCUGUCAUAUUGUACUAUAUAGAAUGAAAAGUGAACCUAUUCCUUUAGUUGUAUUUUGGUCUUUCUGAAAGCUUAGAAAAGAGUGUCUGAUGGUCUUGCGAAUAUGGGAGUGCAUCAUGGAGAAAAUCUGGUAGUUCUAGAAGACCCACCCAAUGAUCUUGUUAGUCUGCUUGUUGCAGACAUAGUUGGCCUCUCUUGUGAAAGGGCUUAAGCUUGUUUAGCCCUCCUUUUGGUUUGUUGUUUGCUGUUUCUUUUUUCCUUCUGUAAUCCUUCUUUUGAAUAAAAAAAAAAAGAAGAAAUGAGUGUCUCUUCAAUGUGGUUCA